This is a messenger RNA of Acanthosepion pharaonis, 1215 nucleotides long. Lineage: Eukaryota; Metazoa; Mollusca; Cephalopoda; Sepiida; Sepiidae. The record is from the annotation of a GenBank genome assembly.
AUGCAGCGGAUGAUCGGUCGAAAGUUUUAUAAAAGUGAAGAAACAUCGUUUAAGCUGACGUUGAAAGGAAGUUUGCUGCCGGCCUGGGAAUCGUCUUUCAUUCUGCGAGACGAUGAUCAAAUCAUGGUGGAACAUGAAGUUAUGGCUCAUCAUUCAUCAGAGUAUUGGAGUAAGAAGAAAAAACGGAAAAAGAAGCUAAUGACGAAUUCCAAAAAUUUUCCUGAAGAAACUAGGAAAACUGACACAUCUGCUAAAGAGAUCAGCAAGGGUAAUGGGAAUAACCCGAGAAGGCGUCGCAGGAGGAGAGGGCAGAGGAGCUUCGCUUGUAGCCCUUUCAUUUAUGCAAUGAGCCAGAGUUUGGACUCUGAUGCUGACAAUAGAAGCCCCGUGUCCACACCUGUGGCUAGCCAACUCAAAUACCCUCCAUCUAGCAACAGCUCACAGAAACAUUUUCACUUUACAUCUGACACAGAGGAAGAUGAAGAAGAAGAAGAAGAAAACAUCUCACAGCCAACAAAGACAGGGGUUGAUCAAUCAAAGACAGAGAAUAAUUUUGAAAGUUCGAAAACCAGUUUAUCUUCUGAGAAAAUCGUUAUGAAUGGUACUGAGGAUUCAAAUUCUUCAUUUGUCUCUCAAGGAGGAGGAGAAGAUAAAAUUUUAACAUCUUCACAAAGACAUUCUUCCAAAAAGUCUGUUCACUUUGCUUUGGAGAACGUUCCUUGUGCAUCUUUUGACAGCAGUCAAGAGCCUGUUAUUUACAAGCGUGGACAGAGGAGAUCUUUUCCAACUCUCAUAAGGCAGCAACAAUUAAACACAAGCUUAGAAAGUUGUUCUUCUAUCUGCACAAGUGUUGAAGAUGAUCCUAAUACUGCAUCUGUAAAUGGCUGUACCCCUAAGCCUCUAAAAGAAUACAAUCUUUUACCUGCGAUUGUUGGUUAUCCAAGGGCAGGUGACAAAAUUGCAUUCAAGAGAUUGGAAAUUGGAGAUGACUACACACCAAGAUUAUCUAAUUUUAUUGAAGCUAAAGUUAUAUCCUUCCAAGAAGACUCAAAGCAACUAACGAUGAAAGUUACAUCUCCAAAAAAUAAUCGCAGAAAAGAAGGAAAGUUUGAAUUAUUUUAUGAAAAUGACGAUGAUAUAAUUCUUGACCAACCAGAUGAUGUUAUAGAGAGUGUGGAAUUGAGUACUUUACAAGAGGUGAAGCUUCUAAAGUAA